Molecule: messenger RNA, 5108 nt
Organism: Malaclemys terrapin pileata
Lineage: Eukaryota; Metazoa; Chordata; Testudines; Emydidae
Gene: HYKK
Product: hydroxylysine kinase
Exons: 5
Coding region: 429-1562 (377 amino acids)
Molecular function (GO): amino acid kinase activity
Source: RefSeq, a predicted model, not a curated record
CGGAGCCAGUCCGCUUUGCGGUGGCUGUGCGGGGUGGAUGCGCUGUGAGAGGCGCAGCGUCUUUCUGAAACAGACACGGAGGCUUUGUCGUGUGUAAGGGGCCAGGAUCAGAAUCGACGCAAUGUCCUGGCCAGUGUGUCUGUUUCUUUACGAUCUGUUUCAAUGCAGUUUGCUGCUAGGAGGCUGGGAAACUUGAUGUAACCCAGACAGUUGGGUUGCCUAAUAUCUCUGAUGAAGCGUUUGGAAGGUGUGGGGCACUCUGCUAUCCGAGGCUGUAUUCUGAGCUGAGACUUCCUAGCUGUUGUGAAAGCUGCACUCCCUCCUGGCAGCGCAACGGUCGCGGAUUUCCCACCCCCGGGAAAGCGUGGUGAAAGAACCAGUUUGAAAAAUGGAGCAAGCAGAAGCUUGGACAUUAACAAGUAUACACAAUGUCUUCUGGAAAUGUCCAGGAAUCCCAGACAUUAAUUAAACCAGCAUUCAGUGAAAAAGAAGCCAUUGAAUUAGUUGAAAGGGUGUUUGGAUUAAAAGUAUCUGCGAUCAGAUCACUCCCCAGCUAUGAUGAUCAGAAUUUUCACGUUCACAUUUCAAGAAGUGAGGGAACAGCAGACAGUGCUGACGAGUAUGUUCUCAAAAUCACCAACUGUGAAGAUAGCCAGAAUCCUGAACUCAUUGAAGUGCAGACCCAGAUCAUGAUGUUUUUGAAUGUUGAAGGGUUUCCUUCAGCUACGCCCCAUCUUACUGAAGAUGGUAACAUAAUGUCUCUAGAAUCAUUAGGUACUGGCUCUAUGACAAAAAAGUUCAUGGUGAGACUGCUGACCUACCUCCCAGGCAUGACCAUGGCAACAAUCUCUACAAAUCCUCACAUUUUAUAUGAGAUUGGGAAACUAGCUGCCAGACUGGAUAAAACUCUCACAGAGAAAUUCCAUCAUCCAUCAAUAAAAAGUCUGCAUCGAGGGAAGUUCAUUUGGAACUUGGCAAAUGUUCCUCUUCUAGAACAGUAUAUUCAUGCCCUGGGCCAGAACAGUUAUCGUGAAGUUGUGGAACAAGUUAUUCAGCAGUUCAAAGAUAAAAUAGUACCCAAGCUAAGCAAUUUUCGAGCCUGUAUCAAUCAUGGGGACCUCAAUGACCACAAUAUCUUAUUAGAUUCCAACACUGCGUCACCAGAGAAUCCACAAUAUAGAGUGUCCGGUAUUUUGGACUUUAGUGACAUGAGCUAUGGUUAUUAUGUAUUUGAAUUAGCAAUAACUAUCAUGUACAUGAUGAUUGAGAGCAAGGAUCCUCUCAGUGUGGGAGGGCAUGUUCUUGCAGGGUUUGAAAGCAUUGUACCAUUGACAACAGAGGAGAGAGACGCCCUGUUUCUCUUGGUGAGUGGUAGAUUUUCUCAGUCACUUGUAAUAGCCUCAAACACUUCCCUCUUGUAUCCCGAGAACAAAGAAUACCUAAUGAUCACAGCAAAAACAGGAUGGAAACAUUUAUUAAGAAUGUUUGACGUGGGCCAAGAAGCUGUAGAGAAGAUUUGGUUUGAGACUGCAAAAGCAUAUAUGAACAAUGAACCUGUGUAGCUUUCAUACCUUUAUUACAGACACAGAUGUUCAUAUACUUACAUAAAUUGUUAGGUGCAUCUUUACUUGUAAUUCUACAAUUUGUAUUCACUACAUUUUAAAAAGUAAUUUUAAGAUAAAAUAAUGCAUUGGGAAUGUUUUCAUAGAUGUAUCAAUGGCUCUUAAGACAAUGAUUUUUUAAAAAAAACUACAAGGUGUCUGCUCAUGUUCAGUUACCAGGGUGGUGCAUGCACACUGAAUACUUACACACCCAAACAACCAGUCAUGUAUAUGCCUAGAGAUAGUCACUUGGUUUGCUAAAUGUGCAUUGAAAUUGUACACUUUUUUCACAGGUAAUUGCCCGUGUACAGUUUAAAAAAUUGGGCUCAACAUUGUUACCUAGCAGCUCUGUGUUCUUGGGGAACCAGGGCGCAGUACCCAGCCUGUCUGACUCAUGGAAGACCUUCUCCCUUUUCCCCUGCUUCCCCCACCUCUGCUUGAACCAAAACCGAUCAGAAGAAAGACUUACAAAAAGCAAUGAAAAGGUAGUGGGAGACACACCUAAACCCCUGGGAUAAGGGUGACAGGAUUAAGGAAACUCCCCUAGCCUCAUUUGCAUCGAAAAUGGGACAAGGAGACAUCUCUAUUAGCAUACAGAAUGGAGAACAGAGAUUCCAAGGCAAGAACCGCACAGAACUCUGGGCCCAGAAAAGCAGGGAAGCACUGCAUGACGGGGGAUCUCUGCUCCAGAUGUUAAUGAACCCAUGCCUGCACACAUCUAGCUCAGUAGUUAUCAGACCAAUUCUAGUAAUCCGUUAUUGGUAGUGAAGCUCCCUAAUUGCAUUGUGAACUCCCUCCCAGGAACAUGGCCCAUAGCCAGAAAUGAUCAGCUCCCAUUGUCUAGCCUGAACAAAACAACUUUGGUAUACUCCCUUGAGCCAUCAGUUUACACAUAAACAAAUCUAGUGUUCUCCCUUGAACCAUUGCUGUUUCUCUACAAAACCCCCUACCCAUGCUCAAGUAAGUUUUCUGAUGCCUGGAUCCAAAAUCUGCAUCGGUUCCAUUGGGACUUCAUCUUCUCCUGACUGAUCGUGCUGGGGGCUCUGCCUGUCUCCAGCACUCCAGACCCUCAACUACCACCAGCAUCUGGGACCCCUGAUUGAUUCAAGCUUCACAGAGUGGUGAGAAUCCAUCUCUCUCCCUCUCUCUCUUGGUUUAGCCUUCUGACCCUGUUUUGUGCAAUUAGUUAUAAUUUUCUAAACCUGACUUUUAUAAUCAAAUUUAAGUUAGAUUUAAUAUUAUAACUGCUUUGUUUGUGUGGCUCCCCUAUGUGGGUGUUUUUUGGUUUCCUCAUUCACUCUGCAGCAACGCUCCUCGUACCUAAGGCCUUGGCAACACUUGCGAGUUACAGCGCUGUAAAGGCUCCCCCAGCGCUGUAACUCACUCCCCGUCCACACUGGCAAGGCAUUUGCAGCGCUGUAUCUCCGUGGUUGCAGCGCUGCAUGUACUCCACCUCUCCAAGAGGAAUAGCAAGUAUUGCGCUGCCACUACAGCGCUGCGGUGCCAGUGCAGCUGCCCAAUGUGCUGUGAAUGGCCUCCAGAAUUAUUCAGCAGUAUUCCACAAUGCCUGUUCUAGCCACUCUGGUCAUCAGUUCAAACUCUACUGCCCUGGCCUCAGGUAACCAACCAUGUGACCGACCCUUUACAUUCCCCGGGAAUUUUAAAAAUCCCCUUCCUGUUUGCUCAGCCCGGCGUGGCGUGGAGUGCUAUCAGCAAAUCUUUCCAGGUGACCAUGCCUCCACGCGCCAAGUGAGCCCCAGCAUGGAGCAAUGGUGAGUUGCUGGACCUCAUCAGUGUUUGGGGGGAGGAAGCUGUACAGUCCCAGCUGCGCUCCAGCCAUAGGAAUUACGAUACCUUCGGGAAGGUAUCAAAGGACAUGAUGGAAAGGGGCCAUGACCGGGACGCCCUGCAGUGCAGGAUUAAAGUGAAGGAGCUGCGGAGUGCCUACCGCAAAGCCCGCGAUGCAAACGGCCGCUCAGGUGCUCCCCCCGCGACCUGCCGAUUCUACAAAGAGCUGGAUGCGAUACUUGGGGUUAACCCCACCUCCACUCCGAGCACCACCAUGGACACUUCAGAGCCGGUAGGCGGGGGGGAGGAGGAAAACGGGAGUGAUGGUGGUGGGCCGGAUGGAGACUCCCCGGAAUUCCUGGAGCCAUGCAGCUAGGAGCUCUUCUCGAGCCAGGAGGAAGGUAGCCAGUCGCAGCAGCCGGUCCUUGGUGGAGGACAAACAGAAGAGCAGGUUCCGGGUAAGCAGGGUUUUUUUCGGGAAGGAAUUUUUUCGGUGCGGGCUCUUUGGGAGAGGAGGGUUAGGCAUGCAUGCCUAGAUGCGGAAUAGUGCAUUGAUGUGGUUUAUCACAUCGCGGUAAUCGGCCUCAGUAAUCUCCUUGAAUGUCUCAUCCAGAACAUGUGCAAUGCGCUUGUGCAGGUUUAUCGGGAGAGCCACCAUGGUCCUUGUCCCAGCCAGGCUAAUGUGUCUGCGCCACUGUGCCGCGAGGGGCGCGGGGACCAUUGCUGCACACAGGCAAGCUGCAUAUGGGUCAGGGCGGAAGCCGCAUUGCAGUAGAAGACCCUCCCUUGCUUCCCAGGUCACCCUCAGCAGCAAGAUAUCAUCCAGGAUGAACUCCUGUGGAAAAUGCUGGGACGGUGUUCAGUGUAGGUGCCCCCUGAAGCUGUUGGCUCUCCCCAAGGCACAGAAACCCAGAGGACAGUGCAGCCCUGAAACAAUCAGUCCCCCUUACUCACCAUUUUGAGGCUCCUGUGGGAUAUGUGUGCUCUGUUUCGGACGGGAAAAUUCUGCUAUUGUGUAGACCCUGUGUGUUUUCUACUCCUUAAGUGUAGGGGAAAUCAUUACUCUGUCUGGUAUAAACAAUGCUGCCUCUGUUAAAUGUUGUGUUUUGCCUAUACAGCUGCAUCAACCUUGAGACCUCAGCCGUCCCUCUUAUCGCCUGCUCAGAGACUGCAAAGACGCAGGAAGAGACCGCGAAAAAGCAAAGAAGACAUGCUGCAAGAAGUGAUGCGGCAAUCUAUUAAAGAGAAUGAGAAAGCAUAGGACUGGAGGGAGAGAGAAAGCAGGAUCCGCCAGGAAAACUCAGUGCACCGGCGGCAAAGCACUGAUAGGCUCAUAAGCAUCCUGGAGUGCCAAGCAGAUGCUAUCCAGGAGCUGGUAGCCAUGCAGAAAGAGGAGCAGUACCGCAAAUGCCACCCCCCACACAGCCCUUGUCCUAAAACUCUUUCCGUUGUGCCCCACUGUCACCUCCAACCCACUUUCCCCAACUUCCGUGUUCUUCAUGCCACCCGCUGCCUCCAACACCAGUAUCUUCACCACCCAGCCCUGAAAACCACGACCCUUACCCUCUGCACUCAACCCUCAUCACCAUGCAGAAUAGCUGUCCUGAAGUGCAGCACUCACUACACAGCACACCAGACAGGACAUAAGUGAAUCUGUGAUUGUACUGUUCCCCACUCCACCCCCUUGUUUCUUUUCAAUAAAUAACUUUUUUUUCUUUU